AUGGGCGGGGGUGACGUUGGAGCGGCAUUCACCACCGCUUUGGCUCGAACUGGCACAACGUUGACGUCGAAGGACCUAGUGGAGCAGUAUCCCUCGUGUCCCCCGCCUUCUUCUGCCAGCAAACCCAUCGUCCUAGAGCAGUGCAAGUUCUUCGACUUGUUCGACGCGGACCCAAAAGAAGCUCGAGAAGAAAUGAGGAAGAAGCGUCAGGAAGUCCGGGAGACACAUGGAGAUCGUUACCUGCGUACUAUCCUGGAGUCUAACCGCCACCGUCCACUGAGGAAGAAUCGCUGUUACGAUUUCCGCCUGACCUUUGGCGUUUGGCACGCCCGAUUUGGAUGA
Messenger RNA from Phytophthora sojae, 342 nucleotides. RefSeq lists its product as hypothetical. The record is from RefSeq and is a predicted model, not a curated record. NCBI's taxonomy places the organism in Eukaryota, Oomycota, Peronosporomycetes, Peronosporales, Peronosporaceae. Bases 1 to 342 code for a protein of 113 amino acids. The transcript has a single exon.